AUGACGGUGGUGAGGGAGUUGGAAGAUGAAAGUGCUCGGGAAAUAGUAAAGCUCUUCGUAGAUGCUGGUUUAAUCUACAUUACCAGUCUAAUAUCUCCAUAUAGGAAAGACCAUGACUCAUGUCGUGCUAUGUUGCUUGAUACUAAUUUUAUAAAGGCAAGGCUCCUUGAGGAUGUUUUUAUGAACAUGCCUCUAGAAUUGUGUAAGGCGAGAGAUUCAAAAAGCUGUCUCAAGCUUGCACGUGCUGGAAAGAUUAAAGGUUUUACUAGCAUAGAUAAUCCUUAUGAGCCACCCCAGAACUGUGAGGUACAAAUACAGCAAAAAGAUGGAGAUUGCCCCACACCAGGUGUUAUGGCGAGGGAAGUAGUUUCUUACUCGGAAGAGAAAGGGUAUCUGCAACAUCAUUUAUAA
Molecule: messenger RNA, 411 nt
Organism: Theobroma cacao (cacao)
Lineage: Eukaryota; Viridiplantae; Streptophyta; Magnoliopsida; Malvales; Malvaceae
Source: RefSeq, a predicted model, not a curated record